CAGUAGCAGCGUACUUUCACCCCCUAACAUACUUUAUGCCAUACUGAAAGCCAGAUCUAAAAGUGCGGUUGAAACGAUAUCGCACGCUUCUUUUCACUCAAAAAAUCUCAACUUCGACUCUUUUACUCACUACAGUAUCACCAUGGACACCUUCACUGAUGCUUCUCCGCGAGAGGUUCUGGAACGGGUAUCGGCAGAAUUGGGUUGCAGUCCGACUUCACAGGAGGUAGCCGCGUAUCUGGACAAACACGACCAGUUGCAACAUCUUCGCAAACAGUUCCUGAUCCCAAAAGUCAGUGACCUGCCUCCGACCAACCUCUCGCUCGUGGACAGUGUGGAGGACUGCAUUUACUUUGUGGGAAACUCACUUGGACUUCAGCCCAAAUUGGCAAAGAAGUACAUUGACGAGGAGCUGGACAAAUGGGCCAAAACAGGAGUUCAUGGUCAUGUGGAGGGAGCACGCCCAUGGGCCUGGGCAGAGAAUAAUAUUGAGGACAUGAUGGCGAACGUUGUCGGUGCUAAAGUUGAGGAGGUUGCGUUGAUGAAUGGCUUAACAGUUAAUUUGCAUCUUCUACUGCUGUCCUUCUACAAACCCACGGCAAAGCGUCACAAAAUUCUCAUUGAGGACAAGGCCUUUCCUUCGGAUCAUUACGCUGUGGAGUCCCAGAUCCAACUGCGUGGGUACGCCCCCCAGCAGAGCAUGCUGCUGAUGAAAGCCAGAGCGGGGGAGGAGACUCUUCGGACAGAGGACAUUCUGGACACAAUAGAGAGGGAGGGAGACUCAAUCGCCGUGGUGCUGUUCAGCGGAGUGCAGUACUACACCGGCCAGCUGUUCGACAUGGCUGCGAUCACCGCCGCAGGCCAGAGAAAGGGCUGCUUUGUGGGGUUCGACUGUGCGCACGCGGUCGGUAAUGCUGAGCUCCGGCUGCACGACUGGGGAGUCGACUUUGCCUGCUGGUGCUCCUAUAAGUAUUUGAAUUCUGGAGCUGGUGGACUGGCAGGGGCCUUUAUCCAUGAGAAACACGCUUACACAGUCAAACCAGCUUUGUUGGGCUGGUGGGGACAUAACUUGAAAACGAGAUUUGUUAUGAAUAACGAAAUGGAUCUAAUCCCUGGAAUUGGAGGAUACAGGCUAUCAAACCAGCCCAUUUUGCUGGUUUGCUCUCUGCAAGCCAGUUUAGAGGUUUUCAACCAGACCAGUAUGCGGGCCUUACGGCAGAAGUCCAUACUCCUGACAGGGUACCUGGAGUACCUAAUUACACACUACUAUACCAAAGAUGAGGCCAACCCAAAGAAGCCCUUUGUGCAGAUCAUCACCCCAUCCAACCCCCAGGAGCGCGGCUGCCAACUCUCCCUGUCCUUCUCUGCGCCCAUACGGGCUGUCUUCAGAGAGCUAGAGAAGAGAGGUGUUGCCUGUGACAUGAGGGAGCCCAACGUCCUUCGCAUUGCACCGGUGCCACUAUACAACUCCUUCAGGGAUGUGCAUCGUUUCAUCAACUUGCUGGGUUCAGCACUUGCUGCUAGUAGUGAACUCCCACAGGGCGUGAAACCAUGACCAAUUGACCUCCUUCAGCGGACAAUCAGCAGUGUUGCAAGUCUCUACGUCAAACAUAUCUGUUGACUUCCCUCAUUUGUGGUAGUGUAGAAAGGACCGGCCACAGAUUGCAUGAAUAGAAUGUCUCAAACAGCCAUCAUUUAGGAGUACCAAUUGCAAUCCAGUUACCGAUUGACAUGUUAUGUCUUUUCCUCCAUCUUUGUCUGAAAAGUGCAGUGUGACCUUAAUUUAAGUUUGUAAAGCAUUUUUAAUUGUAC
Molecule: messenger RNA, 1812 nt
Organism: Megalops cyprinoides (Indo-Pacific tarpon)
Lineage: Eukaryota; Metazoa; Chordata; Actinopteri; Elopiformes; Megalopidae
Gene: kynu
Product: kynureninase
Exons: 14
Coding region: 143-1555 (470 amino acids)
Biological process (GO): NAD+ biosynthetic process
Cellular component (GO): cytoplasm
Molecular function (GO): kynureninase activity; pyridoxal phosphate binding
Source: RefSeq, a predicted model, not a curated record